AUGCUAGAUUCUGAAAUGGGACCAUUGUGCGGAGUCCGAGGAGCUGCUGCCAGCGGCAGUGUUCAGGGUGGCACCGCACAAAUCGUGGGUGGGACGGCCGCCACACCGCUCGAGUUCCCCUGGCAGAUCUCCCUCCACCUCAUCCAGCUCCCGAACACAGAUCUGGGUCACAUCUGCGGCGGUUCCAUCAUCAACAAGCAAUACGUCGACACGGCGGCUCACUGCAUCCUAGAUGGCUACAAGUCUCCGUCGAACUAUAUUGUUGUGAUUGGCGACCAAAACCUCAACGUGGUAGAUCCCUACGAGCAAAGAAUCGCAGUGGCGAACAUCAUGAUUCAUCCGCAAUGGAACCGUUCCACCGUGAACUACGAUUACGCCUUGCUGAAGCUGGCGAGACCGCUCAACUUCACGGGAAGCGAGAAGGCACUCAUGCCCAUCUGCCUUCCGACGCCCAACCAGGAAUUCGACGGAAUGACCUGCACCGCCAGCGGAUGGGGACUCACGAAAGACGAGUCCCGGGGUGGAAGAAACCUAUCCCAAUCCCUUCAGAAGGUCGAUUUGCCCAUCGUGGCUUACACAACCUGCCACGAUUACUACCGUUUCGUUAAUCCGGUUGUACAAAGCACCAUGAUCUGUGCCGGUCCCGAAGCCGGCGGAAAAGGAAGCUGUCAGAAGGUCAUAGACAAGUUUGACAUGUCAAAAAAGGAAGUCACUAAAGAGCUGCUACUGACACUGCAUAAUAAGAUAAAAUACGUUUUGUAUUACCGGAACAUGAAGCUCUACAUGCGACUGGAACUAAAAGUCACCAAACUCCAGCGGUACUAA
Molecule: messenger RNA, 825 nt
Organism: Ixodes scapularis (black-legged tick)
Lineage: Eukaryota; Metazoa; Arthropoda; Arachnida; Ixodida; Ixodidae
Product: trypsin-1-like
Exons: 6
Coding region: 1-825 (274 amino acids)
Biological process (GO): proteolysis
Molecular function (GO): serine-type endopeptidase activity
Source: RefSeq, a predicted model, not a curated record